AACUCAAUUGCUAAUUUAGUAAAUCUUAGUUAUCUCAAUUUAUCAUCAAAUCAUUUUAGUGAUUUAGUAGUACCUGACAUGUUCUCGGCACUUCAAAGUCUCGAAAUUCUUGACCUUUCUCAUAACAAGUUAAUUAGGAAGAUUCCAAAUUGUCUUCCUAAGUCUCUCUCAGUGUUGAAUUUGCAGGCCAAUUACUUUGAUGGAAAUAUAGCAUUCAGGUUUCCAGAGGGCUGUGGAUUACGAAAUCUCAACCUACAUAGAAAUCAAAUGGAUGGCUUAUUACCAAGGUCAUUGGUGAAUUGUCGCAUGUUAGAGGUUCUAGACGUUGGCAACAACAACAUAAGUGAUACAUUCCCUCAUUGGUUGGAAUCUCUACCACACCUUCAAGUGCUUGUCUUAAGGUCCAACAAGUUCUACGGUUCUGUGCAGAGCACCAAAGAAAGUCCAUCUUUUCCCAAGUUGCGAGUUCUGGACCUCUCCAGCAAUUAUUUUGUUGGUGCUUUGCCUGUUCGGUACAUUGAAAAUUUUAAGGCGAUGAUGGACCCUCAUAAAGAUGGUGAUUCCCCUGAAUACAUGAUGGUGUCGACGAGAGCCAAUUUUUAUCAAUAUUCACUGGUUGUGACAUGGAAGGGAUUCGACUAUGAGCUGCAGGGAAUUUUGAUCGUAUUCAGUAGUAUUCAUCUCUCAAAUAACAAGUUUGAGGGAGAAAUUCCAGAUGUUAUUGGAAAGCUUAGUUCUCUCAAAGGGCUUAAUCUUUCUCAUAACAACCUUACCGGUCAUAUCCCACCGUCACUGGGGAAUUUAACGAAUCUGGAAUGGUUGGAUCUCUCUUCCAACGAGCUAGCGGGGAAAAUUCCUGAGGAAUUGGUAUCUUUGACACAACUCUCUGUAUUGAAUCUUUCAAAUAAUCAUCUCGUCGGGCGCAUACCACAGGGCAAUCAGUUCAACACCUUUGGAAAUGGUUCUUAUGAAGGAAACCUUGGACUGUGUGGAUUCCCAUUGUCAAAAUCUUGUGACGGAAUUGGGACAUCGCCGAGCUCCUUCCAAGAAAAAGAUGAGUUGUGGAGAUUUGGCUGGAGAGUUGUGGUGUUAGGCUAUGGAUGUGGAGUUGUUUUUGGACUGCUGAUGGGAUAUCUUGUCUUCCGAACAGGAAAACCCAAAUGGUUUGUGUCUUUUGAUGGCCGAUCAAGUCAAAGUGGAAGGAAGAUGAGGAAAGCCAGAAGACUUGUUCGAGGAAGAAGCUAGUUGCAGAGUUGAUGUUUUAGAGCUUAUGAUUUAAUGUUUCCUAAAUAAGUGCUUUUCGGGUUUGAAGUUCUUGUUAUGGCUGGCAUUGGCUUGUCUAAAAUUGUCAGCCUUCUCUUGUCUUUAUUAUGCUGUGUAAUUUUGUCUUUCUUUAUUGUAAAAUAUAUUGAGAAAGUGUUU
This is a messenger RNA of Rubroshorea leprosula, 1422 nucleotides long. NCBI's taxonomy places the organism in Eukaryota, Viridiplantae, Streptophyta, Magnoliopsida, Malvales, Dipterocarpaceae. The record is from the annotation of a GenBank genome assembly.